UUGUUCUCCGCACAGGAGGGCUGAACCGGGUCCGGUCUUUUAGGUCCAGUUCAGGAAGACUAAAAUUACAGGCCGAUAUGAGACAGUGAGACCACAUCUGAAGCAGAAUCAUCUCUAAUCACCAUGACGACGCAGCGUUAGUGCUCAGCAUCCGCAGCAUCAGCAUCAUCCGCGGCUCAGGUGCGCCGAGUCCGUCAGGAAGGAUGGAGUUUAAAGAGCUGGUGGACACCGCCGAGAAAUGGUGCUCCGGGAACCCCUUCGAGCUGAUCUUCGCCGAGGAUGUGGACGAGAGGCGGCUGGACUUCUACGCCGAGCCCGGGAUCUCGUUCUACGUGCUCUGCCCGGACAAUCUCACGGGAGGAACCGAUAAUUUUCAUGUGUGGAGCGAGAGCGAGGACUGUCUACCGUUCCUGCAGCUGGCGCAGGACUACAUCUCCUCCUGCGGGAAGAAAACACUGCUGGAGGUGCUGGACAAAGUCUUCAGAUCCUUCAGGCCUCUCCUGGGUCUUCCAGAUAUUGACGACGACACAUUUGAUCAGUAUCAUGCAGAUGUGGAGGAGGAACCAGAGCCAGACCACCAGCAGAUGGGUGUGAGCCAGCAAUAAUGGCCAGCAGUGAGGCUCGGCGCUGGGCCACCGUCUCUGCAUCAAGCCCUGCUCUCCUAACCUUACUCACCUGGCUCUUCUCCUUACACACACACACACACACACACACACACUGCACCAUUACACCCUUUAAUAUUUGGACAGCUUUUCCUGCACCCUGAUUUUAACUCAAAUGAUCAUGUUAUUUUGAUCUAUAUUAUUUGUCAUGUCGUGAUAACUCUCAUCACAUUCAAGCAGAGUUAAAACAAACAUCUCAUUCCCAGCUUCCUAAAAAAUCUCCCUAACCCAUCAUGUGACUGGAGGUAACAUCAUAAGGUAGUAAAUAUGUUCAGAAUGGAAUACUGCAUACAGCUGCAUUGUUGUCACAUGAUUAUGUUGCAUGUUUAAUUCAGCAUGUGGUGUGUGGUUCUCAUCUUCAAAAAUUAGGAUAUUUUGAAUCUAAUGUGUUAAAAACAUCUUAGUUCUUCAUAGUCUAAUCAAAUUUUUAAAAAUUGCAAUGAAUAUCAGUUCCUAUUCAUUCAUCAAAUUGCAAAUGGAAGGUAAACGCAUAGCAUUAUGGGAUACAGUCUGUAGCUUCAAUACUUCACAUUUUGAUAAAUGUUGUAUAUCAUCAGGAUAUUCCAAAAUUAACAUUAUAUACUGCAAAUUAGUAAGAGUAGUAUGCUAUUCUGAACAUAAUAAUUGUGAAUUUGCUCAAGUUGAAUAAUUAAAGAUGACAUCAUAAGAAAAGUCUUUAUUUUUGGGGGGAAUAAUGUGCACCAAUGAAUACGUCACAAUAAGACCAGGAAAAUAAGAAAAAUUAAAUAACGUCAAUUUUGAUUUCAUGUUGGCUGUAGAGAAUCUAGAUGUUGAUUGUGGAUUUAUUGUACCCUUGAAUGAGACAUUUAACCCUGGGUCACUUCUUUAGGAUUGUACUUGUAUUGAAAUGUACUUUAAAUCACUCCUAAAUGACAAAUAACCAAAGCUGAUUGCAAGCGCAAAUGAAGUAUCUGUGGUUAAGGAUCAUAUUAAAGAAGAAGAUCAGAAGUCUGAUAAUCACUGAGACAGGUUAUUGUGUUUUUGGGUGGGUGAAAUUUUUAACAAUCCCCUCUUAUUUUAAUCCUCUCUUUGCCUUGAUUGUCUUUUGAUUGUAUUAAUCAACAUUGUAUUUAGUCCUCUGAGUUAAGAAAGCUCAACUGUGAGCUUAACCAGAGAAAGGUCAAACUGUGUAUCUAAGUCAAGAAAACAAGUUCUGUUCUACACUCUUAAAAUAAAGGUUCUUCGGUGAAUCCACUUCUUAUCAAGAAUCUUUUUUGGACUCAUAGGGUUCUUGAGUUGUGAUGUACUUCUUAAAAAUUGAUUAGGCCAGUUAUGAAGUUCUUCAAAUCACCGGAACUUUCCAGAAUGUUCUUUUUAAGAACUAGGGAAUGAAAAGUUGUUGACAUUAAACUGUAAAUCCCUGGAUCUAACUGGAACCUUUAUUUUGAAGGGUAUAUAUCAGCUGGUCCAUGUCACUGCGGUUCAUGGUCAUGUGACCUGAUGUUGCCAUGACCUCUUUAAAGCAUCAUUUAUCUAUCUGCUGUCUCAUAUCUCAUGAUGAUGAUGAUUGAAGGACUGCACAGGCCGUGCCACAGCAGAGGUCAGCAGAGGCAGUGCGUGUUUCUCCAGGACAGACUGUACACUACAGUAUGUGAAUUUGCUGAUGCUAAACUUCCGCUGUUUUCUGCUUCCAUAGUGUCUUCCUGCACACGUCCAGUCUAAAGUCAAGCGUAGAGAUGAAUUAUACCAACAUUAUAUGGAAGUGUGUUGCUGAGAUCAAAGCUGCUGUUUUUCUGACUGUCUUGUUAUGUAACGGUUAAAUCUCUGUACCAGAUUGUGAUUUUUAGUUUGUUUUGUUUGUCCCACAGUCUUCAGUGAUAAACUUCUGCCACUUUUUGUUUUGAUUCACAUUGCUUAACCAUAUUUAUGUAAAACGUAUUUGUUUAAGUUUUUUGUCUUUAUGUACUUCUGUAACAGCUAAAGCUCUGUAUUGGAUUUGUGAUUUCUGUUUUAUUCAUAUUAUUUUAAUAUUAUUAUUUAUAUUAUUUAUUAAUAUUUAUCUAUUGUUUAUUAUAGCUUACCCUUUUAUUAUAUUUAUUUACUCACUCCUUUGUGUGUGUAAAUCCAUUUGUGGAUGAUAUUUUAGUCACCUUUAUAACUAAUAAUUUAAUUUCUAAGAAGAUUGUUCACAACCUACAAUGUGGUAAUUGGAAAUAUUGUUAUUGAUUUAGGUGAAUAUUGAUCAGCCUGUUGUUUAGAGUCAUUUAGAAUUAAACUGGAGUAAACUUGUUUGGGUCAGCAUGUACUGUAACCUAAAAUUCAGCAAUUAAAUUUUAACCUUAUGAGUGUA
Messenger RNA from Ctenopharyngodon idella (grass carp), 2973 nucleotides. RefSeq names its product maturin, neural progenitor differentiation regulator homolog (Xenopus) (gene mturn). Gene Ontology annotation, biological process: positive regulation of megakaryocyte differentiation; regulation of signaling. The transcript is spliced from 3 exons. The record is from RefSeq and is a predicted model, not a curated record. Gene Ontology annotation, cellular component: cytoplasm. The coding region runs from base 204 to 605 and encodes 133 amino acids. NCBI's taxonomy places the organism in Eukaryota, Metazoa, Chordata, Actinopteri, Cypriniformes, Xenocyprididae.